This is a messenger RNA of Sphaerodactylus townsendi, 5262 nucleotides long. RefSeq names its product cyclin dependent kinase 6 (gene CDK6). The coding region runs from base 607 to 1587 and encodes 326 amino acids. Gene Ontology annotation, molecular function: cyclin-dependent protein serine/threonine kinase activity; ATP binding; cyclin binding. The record is from RefSeq and is a predicted model, not a curated record. Gene Ontology annotation, biological process: signal transduction; protein phosphorylation; regulation of cell population proliferation. The transcript has 8 exons. Gene Ontology annotation, cellular component: cyclin-dependent protein kinase holoenzyme complex; nucleus; cytoplasm. Lineage: Eukaryota; Metazoa; Chordata; Lepidosauria; Squamata; Sphaerodactylidae.
GGGGUGCGAGAUCCUCUGCUCGAAGGUGCUGCCUGCCUGCCCUUAGCGCUAAGCGGAAGAUGCGAAUCCAGGGUGGCACCAGCAGCCGACCCCCGCCGGAGCCGCUGGGACUACCUGUGUGGCCCCGCAGCGGCUGCUGAGACCUGCUUGGAACCUCAGCCAUCCUAAACCAUGUGAACGCGUUGAAUCCGGUGCGGUUCUUCUCUCGGACCCAUCGCUUCUGUGUCUCUCCAAACAGACAGACAACAGGCAGCAGAACGCUCUCUUAUUUCUUUUUUCUUUUUUAAAAUGUAUUUUAUUUUUUUUACAAAAUUAAGCCCUUGGAGAUCACUAGGUGGGAGUUUUCUCUGAAGAUCCAGCCAGCGCCAAAGCAAUACCAGAUCUCAUUAGCUUUACGCAGACAGUGAUCCCGAAGACUGUGAGAUAAGUAAGAAGAUUCACUGUGCAUUGUUAAAAUACUGAAAGGGCGCAAGAAAUUGUCCUGCUGGCUGGUCUAUCAGGAAGAGCUCUGAGAACUGAAUAUAUUUGUAAGCCUGGGACCAGGACAAUACCAGAGUGCCUGCAAUAUCAUAGAAAGGGCAGAGAAAGAAGGCAAGCAGUUUCACCAUGGAUAAGGACAGCAUGACCCUAGCUGACCAGCAAUAUGAAUGUGUAGCUGAGAUUGGUGAAGGUGCCUACGGUAAGGUGUUCAAAGCCCGGGACUUGAAGAAUGGAGGGCGCUUUGUAGCGCUGAAGCGGGUGAGAGUGCAGACGAGCGAAGAGGGGAUGCCACUUUCCACCAUCCGGGAGGUGGCUGUACUGAAGCACCUGGAAACAUUUGAGCAUCCCAAUGUGGUCAGGUUGUUUGAUGUAUGCACAGUGUCCCGAACAGACCGAGAGACCAAACUAACACUUGUGUUCGAGCAUGUCGAUCAAGACUUGACCACUUAUUUGAAUAAAGUUCCAGAACCUGGAGUGCCAAGCGAAACUAUAAAGGACAUGAUGCUACAACUGCUACGAGGACUUGAUUUUCUGCAUUCCCAUAGAGUGGUCCACCGUGAUCUGAAACCGCAAAACAUACUAGUAACCAGCAAUGGACAGAUAAAACUAGCUGAUUUUGGGCUUGCAAGAAUCUACAGUUUUCAGAUGGCUCUUACCUCUGUGGUUGUCACUUUAUGGUACAGAGCUCCUGAAGUUUUGCUUCAAUCAAGUUAUGCAACCCCGGUUGAUCUUUGGAGCGUUGGUUGCAUUUUUGCAGAAAUGUUCCGUAGAAAACCGCUUUUUCGUGGAAACUCUGAUGUUGAUCAACUAGGAAAAAUCUUUGAUGUAAUUGGGCUUCCACAAGAAGAAGAUUGGCCUAAUGAUGUUGCCCUUCCAAGAAAUGCCUUCACGUCUAGAACUCCGCAGCCUAUUGAAAAUUUUGUAGCUGAUAUUGAUGACCUGGGCAAAGAUUUACUACUUAAAUGUUUAGCAUUCAGCCCAUCAAAGAGAAUAUCAGCAUAUGAUGCCUUAUGUCACCCUUAUUUUCAUGAUCUGGAGAAACGCAAGGAAAGUACGGACUCCGAUAUGUCAUCCAGUCAAAACUCCUCUGAGAUAAAUUCUCCAUAAGUAUGCUUCAAACUCAGCUUGCGGAUGAAACCAACAAGGUCACUGUUGAAGGUGGAAACCAUAGAUGGUGAACUAAAGAUCAUUACUUGAAAAAUCAUCACUUCAUGAAUUAUCUGUGUGCUUCAGAAUGAUGAUCUGCUUCGCCAAGGAAAAGAAUCUCGUUUUCCUUCAGUAAGACAAUGCAAGAGGCAAGACUCUCACUUCGGCCUGAUGUUUAAGUCUGAUUGUCUGGAGAUCGCCAGGUGAAGACAAGCUGCUGACCGUAUCUACUGCCAUUUUUUUUCUCUUAACACUGAAUGGUGCCAGAGUGGAUUAGAGUAAUCUAGUCUCACUGCCAAAAUGCAAUUGCUUCUCUGUCUAGCUGCUGAAGUCUGAUUUGGUACAUCUUUGGAGAUAUGGUGAUUAAUUAUGAUUUUUUUUAAAAAAAUCCAUAGAGCAAUAUUUACAAGAACAGCACUGCACCUCUAUUAAAUAGCAAACAAUCUGCAUUUAAGGGAAAUGUAUAUAUACCCUUCUCCAGUAGGAAACAUGAGAUGCUCUUCUUAAUCAUUUGUGUCUCUGACUUAAUGCACGGGAAAUUUUUUAACAAGAUUGUGAAGCAAAAAAAAGUGGAUUUUCAGCAAAUUAAUCUGUAGGAGUCAUUCAUUUAGUCUAGGUUGGUUCAGUCAACUUUAUCGCACAGUGUAACUUCUUUUUUUCCUGGCUAUUGUGUGUAGUUUUGGGCAAUGAUAACAUUUCCAACAUAUGUGAUAAGACAAAUCAAGUAUUCCUUCUAUGUUAUAUAUUUAUAAUUUCUAAUGAAAAAAAUGCUUAGGGGCAACAUCUUUUCCUGUGCUUGAAGAACAAAUUAGAGGGCUAGAGCGAGGACUCCAGUGCUAUAAUUCAUACAGCCUGCUCUGCCCACUGUAAAACUCAGGCAUUAGAGUGCCCAACUCUGGUUGCCACAGCCAAUCACCCAUAGUGCAUUCGCAUUUCAUGUACUUUAGUAGAUUUUAUUUUUCUAUGUAGUAAUGUGUGAGGAUCUCUGUCUGCAACUCCUUUUAGACUGACUGGUCUAGUAUUCGUUCUAACUUCCUGUCAUUGAAAGCCAGCUUUAAUAAAUAAUUCACCUAGCUGCCUUAGCACAAUUCUAUUAAAUAUGACAUUACAUUUUGUGUGUGUAUAUAUAUAUAUAUACACAUACAUAUAUAUAUUUAGUUUAAGGUUGUUUUUUUAAAAAAAAUAGAAUUUUUAAAAGAAAUUUUAUUUUUGUAGUACUGAAAUAAUUUUAAUCCACAAAAAUGAAGAUAUGUGCUUAGCCUGGUUCAAUUGCAAUGACCCAGGUGCAAUCCCAAGGAGAACUGGCCCUAAAUGUUAAGAGGUGCAACAACAAUACAAUAAGUGCUGCUGAGCCAAUGAAGGACUAGUGCUAUUAACACCCAUAAUAAGCUUUAUUACUGUAAUGCCUGUUUUGUCUUCUCUGUCGGAACUGUACAAACCCAAGUCCUUAAUUUCCGCAAAUUCAUUCCUAGGAGAUUCCCACCCACUCCCCAGCUCCUUUUGGGCAGUCCCAUAUAUAACCUGUAUCAGGGACAGGACACUCUAAUUCUCUGCACUACAGAGGACCUGUGUUUCUAUGAGGUUAGAUCCAGAUUAAAGUUUCCAGUGGUAUGAUGGAAUUUCCCUGCCUCUCCCAUCCAACCGGAGGCCACCAGUCGCCACAAAAUGUUUCUUCUGGGGGAAAAGGAGAAACUGAGGAAUCACAUGUGGGGGGGGGGGAGUUCUGCAGUAGAAAGGAGGAUUAGGUGGAAGUUACUAAUUUAGUAUGGAUUCAACCCAUUAUGUGGUUUGCAUGAAAGCAUGGAAGAGAGAUUGAAGGAAGCUCCCAUGUGGAUGUGCCCUUAGCAUCAUUCAGCACAAUCUUGGUGAUGUUAUUGUGGUUAUCUUAUCAGUGCCAAUGGAAUAAGUAGUUUAACUUUCUCUGGAUUGUGAGCCGUGCCACUAGAUGGCACAUGAAGGUUGUGAACCAACAAACUUUUUAUCCAGAUAUUUUAAGGAGACGUGAUACAUCUUUCCCCAAGAGGAUUAAAUAGAGAAGCUCUUUUUGCAUACCCUCCUAGUCUACACUUGCUAUGGACAUGUUUCCCUUAAGAGCUAAGCUCACUGUCCAGCUGCUUUCCAUUCUUUUAGUUGUGAGCUGUCCCUUUCAAAAGUGUGAGACAUCUGUUGCCCCACCUGCCAGGACCAACAUAAAAUAAGUGAUGUACUUCUGCAAAUGUUAGGAAAUUCAGCAUAGUGUGCUUCUCUUUCUUUAUUAGGGGAAUAACAUUUUGGAUACUUAGGGAAUGUCUACCUAAGAAUCUUUCUUUCUUCCAAUAAAGCACUUUGGCUAAAAUCCAGGGGUCCAUUUACAUGUUAAGUGUAGCUUUGUUUCUGACAGAAGCGCCCAGUCCUGCUGUGGUAGCUCCUGAAUGUUUUGUGGGCAUUUUGUUUAAAAGGUGAAGGGGAGACUGAGCAUCAAAUGAGUUGUGAUUGGAACACUCCAUAACUUAAAGAGCAUAUUAAGAAUUAUUACCUCUUUCACAAUUUAAAAUGCCCAUCCAAGCAAGCAGUUAGCUUUGGGGGAAGGGGGGCAGAGAGAAGCUGAUGACCCUAUCUUUCUUCCUAUGGAGAAUUUCUUGCAACCCAAGUGGCUGCUUGAACAUAGAGUAUAUAUCAGAGUAUACAUAUAUAUGUGAAAUUGUAUUAUGCUGAGUCAGACAGUUGAGCCACCCAGCUCCGUAUUGUCUGCUCUAAAUGGCAGCAGUUUUACAGGGCCUCAAGCAGAGAAAAUACACACUGCCCAAGUUCCUUCAACUGGAGAUGCCAAGGAUUGAACCUGGGUCUUUCUGGAUACAACGUGUAUUUUUAUUGCUGAGCCACACUUGAGCCACACUCUUUCACCAAGUUUCCAUUUGAGGAGCUCCUAUUUUUAGGCAUAUCAGUGAAACAGCAUGCAGUUUGAUACCUCCAUCCCAGCAUCCUCUGCAAUGCUUCGUGGUACCCUUCACCUUAUGUAGUGCAGCCACUUAGCACAAGAAAGUGUCAUAGAUUAGUCCUGCUUGACGCCCAACUUAAUUUUUCUUUAAGCAAAUUUAGUUACUAUUUCUGUAAUAUGUUACUUUAAACUUUUGACGUGAUUAACACAAUUUCAAAUAAUUUUAUGAAAAGUAUUGUUUUGGCUGCUAGAGAAUAUGUUUUGAAAUAUAGAAUAACCGGGAAAUAACACCGUAUCAAUCUCUUAGCUAAUAAUUCUCUCUUUCCAGCUUAUACCACUUUAUAGGGUUACAUAUCAAUAGAUAAAAUGCAUCAGUCAUAAAAUAUAUCUUAAUUUAAAAGGUCAGGCAAAUAUCUACAAAACCUUUUUAGUUAGAAUUCUUCAGAGUUUGAAUGGAAUUUGCUAGUAUGGUAUGUGGGUUAGAGAUUCUAUGAGAUUUGCUAAUAUGAAAUGUUUUAGGAAUUCUUCUGCAUACUUCUGCCUUCAUAUUCUGUCUUCUGACAAUUCAAAAUUAUUGUAGUCAGUAAACUUUUCUUAAUAUCACUGAUUAUAGCAUUAGAAAUGUUUCUGGAACAUUCUGUUAGGCGCUCAAUACUUUGAAGUGGCAAAAGGAUAAGUAACGGCUGUGCAUAGACAAUAAAUUCAGACUUAAGAAGACA